Molecule: messenger RNA, 1310 nt
Organism: Daphnia carinata
Lineage: Eukaryota; Metazoa; Arthropoda; Branchiopoda; Diplostraca; Daphniidae
Exons: 2
Coding region: 360-1187 (275 amino acids)
Source: RefSeq, a predicted model, not a curated record
CUAUAAACUAUAAGUUCUUUAUGUGCUCAAGGUCUGCCUAAUCCGUUCGGCAAUAAAACGAUAAGAUGUUUAUCGUAGUACUGCAGUAGCCCUGCAUGACCUUGUUACCGACAAGGUUAAAAAUGGCCCACAGCCUAGAAAGGGGAUCUGACCCAAUGUUUAUAUGGAACUCGUCUCAAUGUGAAAAGGAACGUUGUUGUGGAGAGAACACUUCGCCAGUAGGUCUCAUUUUGAACAACAAGCCGUCGAAGUGACCGAAUAUUCUAAACAACGCGAACAUUUCCCAAGAAAGGGAUAGCAAAAUCAGCUCGAGUAGUCAUAAGAAAACUGUGAAAGAUCAACAUUAAAAUUUGUUUGUCAUGGAAAACGAAUCGGAAGCUGUAAACAUAGUGGCCAUGGGUGAUCCCAUGUCAAUGGACUAUGGAGUUCUUAUUGCCAUAAAUUCGACCGUGAGUAGCAACUGUACUAGUCGUUUCAAAAACGGUUGCAGUUCUCGUGAAAAACUACAUUUCCGCUUCUGGCCAGGCGAAAUUAACCCAUCACAGACGUCCCAAGGAUUGAUGGCUUUAACCGUUAUGCUGCUUCUGCUCUGCUUAAUUAUUACGUACUGCUGCUGGGGAACCUGUUGUAAGCUGAUUAAACGGAGAUCUACAAAUAGGAGAAGUAGAAGUCAAAUAUCUUUUGAUUCAAGCAUCUCCUGUGCCUCGGAUCCGAGGCUAAUGAUGAUGUGGUCUCUGCAUCAUCGUCGUGAAAUGUGUGCACAUCAUCCAGAGACAACGGUUGCUUUAGAUCAGCAUCGUAAUCACGUUUUGGUUAAACCAAGACCACUGCGACCAGACGUUCCUCCGCCUCCUUAUGAUGCUCUUUUUGGUCAAGAAAUUAGCUACGCUCCUCCGACGUACAGCUCACUGGCAUUGGAUCAAGCCCUGUCCCCAGCUAGUUUACGUCCGCAAGAAACCUGUGAAUCGUCGGUUUCCUCUAUCCCGGUCGUCACUGUGCGCAUAGAAAGGGAAGCUGAGAUACCAGAUGCAUCGGGAGACGUUAAUCGGGGUAGCUCUUUUGCUAGAAGUCAAAGCGUACCUGCCAUUAGCAACAACCCAUCUCAGAAUAAGCCUUUUGGAAUUAUCUUUAGGAUUGGAAACGAUGAUAGUGGAACGUUUGAAGACGACCACGAAGUAGCGAACUGAAGAUGAUUGACAAUUGCUGAUUUUAACUAUUAUCUAUUUUUAACUAUUCCCGUUUUGCUAUCGUGUUCUUAUAAUUGGUCAUUAACUUCGACUUGGCUGUUUACGGCUACGAAUGCUUAUUCA